UAUACAAGUCAAAAAUCAAAUGUUACCCCGGACACGCCUUAAGUUUCAGGCUUAUUUCUAUAUAAGUUAGCAGAAUAUGGGCGCAUGUAUUUCAACAAGUCCCCAUCUUUAGAUCAAAUCCACUUUGUGCACACAAAAACAGGUAUUUUCUUGUCUAUAUGAAUUAAUUAUUCAUUAAUUCAUUCUAUAGUCGGUUUUGUCCAAGAUUUUCAGAAAAUAACUUUUAAAUAGGAAAAACGAAUAAAAAUGAGGGUGGCGGUGAUCGGAGGUGGGGUAAGUGGAUUGGGAAGUGCUUACGUUCUUGCAAGAGAUGACGCAGUUAAGGAGUUGGUGCUGUUCGAAAAGGAGGACUCUCUGGGAGGUCAUGCUAGAACGAUGCGUUUUGAUGGCGUUGACUUAGACCUUGGAUUCACAGUCUUCAAUAGUGUUACGCAUCCGAACAUGAUGGGAUUCUUGAAGAAUCUAGAGGUAGACAUGGAGGAUUCUGAUAUGUCUUUCUCAGUGAGCCUUGACAAUGGCCGAGGCUACGAAUGGGGAUGCCGCCACGGCCUUUCAAGCUUGUUUGCUCAGAAGAGAAACAUUCUCAAUCCGUAUUUCUGGCAGAUGAUCAGAGAAACAAAAAAGUUCAAGGAAGACGUACAAAAAUAUCUAGAAGACCUGGAGCGUAACCUUGAUGUCGACAGAACAGACACCCUAGGAGAGUUUCUCAAGUCUCAUGGGUAUUCUGACGUGUUUCAAAAGGCUUACUUGGUACCAGUAUGUGGUUUGAUAUGGUCAGGUUCAUCAGAGAGCGUUCUCAACCUUUCGGCGUACUCUGUUCUUUCGUUUUGUCGUAACCACCAUUUGCUUCAGCUCUUUGGGAGGCCAGAGGGGCUGACCGUUGCAGGACGUUCUCAGACUUUUGUGGCAAAGGUUAGGGCAGAAUUGGAGAAACGAGGAUGCAAGAUUAUAACAAAUUGCAAUGUACAAUCUGUUGCGACAUCUGAGAAUGGUUGCGUCAUAGUAACAACUGAAGAUGGAUCUCAACAAAUAUUCGAUAGCUGCAUAUUAGCUGUGCACGCACCAGAUGCUUUGAAAUUACUUGGAGAUAAAGUUACUUAUGAGGAGACUAGGGUUCUUGGUGCUUUCCAAUACACUGACAGCGAUCUUUAUCUCCACCGUGACACUGACCUGAUGCCACGGAAGACUGGUGCUUGGAGCGCUUGGAAUUUCCUAGGAAGUUCUGAAAAUAAAGCGAGCGUUACAUAUUGGCUCAAUAUAAUUCAGAAGCUUGGAGAGGAACAUGAUCCAUUCUUUAUCACUGUUAAUCCUGAAUAUACACCGAAGAAAACAUUGUUCAAAUGGACCACUAGUCAUCCUGUGCCCUCCGUUUCCACUUGGAAAGCUUCACAAGAGCUAUACCAGAUUCAAGGGAAGCGUGGUAUAUGGUUCUGUGGUGCAUAUCAAGGUUAUGGUUUCCAUGAAGAAGGACUAAAGGCUGGCAUGGCGGCUUCACAAUGUCUGCUAGGAAAAGAUAUGGUUACAACUUUUACCAACCCGAAACAUAUGGUCCCAUCUGUAACCGAGAAAGGGGCUCGGUUUUUCUUUACUAAAUUCUUGAGAAAUUUCAUAUCAACCGGUUGUAUAACAAUACAUGAAGAAGGAGGUACAGUGUUCACUUUUGAAGGAAAGGAUUCAAGCUGUCACUUGAAAUCUAUCCUUGAAGUCCACAGUCCUCAGUUUUACUGGAAGGUUAUGACACAGGCAGAUUUAGGCCUUGCUGAUGCUUAUAUCAAUGGAGAUUUUUCAUUUUCUGAUAAGGAAAGAGGACUUUUGGAUCUGAUCAUGAUUCUUAUUGCAAACAAAGAAUUGAACUCAAAAAACUCAAAACUUGCUAAGAAAAGGGGAUGGUGGACACCGAUGUUCCUGACUGCCAGUUUAGCAUCUGCAAAUAAUUUUCUAAAGCAUUUUUCUAGGCAGAACACAUUAACCCAAGCUCGAAGGAACAUUUCUCGUCACUAUGACCUUAGUAAUGAGCUUUUUGCUUUGUUCCUGGAUGAUACCAUGACUUAUUCCUCUGCAGUAUUCAAGUGGGUUGAUGAAGAUCUGAGAACUGCACAAAUGAGAAAAAUAUAUCUUCUAAUUGAUAAGGCAAGGAUUGAGAAGAAUCAUGAGGUUUUAGAAAUCGGAUGCGGGUGGGGAACUUUAGCCAUAGAAGUUGUGAAAAGAACUGGAUGCAAAUACACUGGCAUCACACUUUCUAUUGAACAACUUAAGUAUGCAGAAGAAAAAGUGAAAGAAGCUGGACUUGAGGAUCGGAUUAAGUUUAAGCUCUGCGAUUAUCGCCAACUAUCUGAUGCUCACAAAUAUGACAGGAUUAUAUCUUGUGAGAUGCUAGAAGCUGUUGGCCAUGAAUUCAUGGAGACGUUUUUUAGACAUUGUGAAGCUGCACUUGCAGAAGAUGGCAUUUUUGUAUUGCAGUUCAUUUCAAUACCUGAGGAGCGUUAUGAUGAGUACAGACUAAGUUCAGAUUUCAUAAAAGAAUACAUAUUCCCUGGUGGAUGCCUUCCUUCUUUAGCCAGAGUUACUUCAGCCAUGGCAUCUUCUUCUAGACUAUGCAUUGAAAACGUUGAGAACAUUGGGAUUCAUUACUACCAAACAUUGAGAUUGUGGAGGAAGACCUUCUUGGAGAGACAGAAACAAAUAAAUGAUCUUGGAUUCGACGAUAAAUUCAUCAGAACAUGGGAAUAUUAUUUUGACUACUGUGCAGCUGGUUUCAAGACUCUUACCCUUGGAAACUAUCAGGUAGUGUUCUCACGUCCUGGGAAUGUGGCUGCACUUGGGGAUCCAUUUCGCAGCUUCCCUUCUGCUCAAGUAUAAUCAAGAAUAUAUGCAUCUUUUUCAAACUUGCUUAAAGUAUUAUUGCUCUCUCAUUUCUUGUGUUGUUUUCCAUAAAAGAUUCAUAGUUUGGGUGUGAAAGUACAUAUGUAAACUUGUAAGAAUAUAUGCUUCCAUAAUUCUGUGCCAACAAUAUUGUACUGUCCAGACCAUAUAUCAAUUUAUUCUACAAUAAAAGUUCAUAACCGCCUCAACAAUGUGUCUUAUCUUUUUUUUUUUUAAAUAUAUGUUAAAUUUAUUCAAAGAAAACUGAUUUGUUUACAACAAGUGCAUCUGUUUUUUGAGAAAGCUAAACCUUAGUUACAACCCAACUCUGCUACUUUGUGGCAAGCCACAAAGUUAACGCUCCCGUAUACUUCAAAUCUCCUAUUUGUCGCAAUGAGAACAAUGUGUCUUAUCGUUUACUUCAUAAAUACAAAAUCCAAAAAAAAAGUUCCAACACAUACCACACUUCAUGAAGAGUGGCCCCUCUUUAUCUCAUAAGCAAGGCAAAAGCCAAAAGUUUGAGGUAAUGAGGCUUAGGGUUGCUUCUAUAGACCCAAGAGGUUCAUCGGCUGGCAGGUAUGCAUCAUCCUUAAAUUGCAACAUUGAAUUAUCGGAAACCAUUGGGAUUUUCACCGAUUUAACUAUGUAAUACGUGAAGAUUCUUACCUUAAUCAUUGAAGGGCUUUCCUUAGUUGACAGAUAUAUACGGUAAAAAGUGAAUAUUUGGCAUUUUUACGUGAAUCUAUGAAACAUCGGCGAACCUGAUCACCGAUUUAACUAUGUAAUACGUGAAGAUUCUCGUACCGUACGAGUCACAUAAUCACACAAAAGUGGAGAGCAUGCCUUCAUCAGAUGGAGACACUGUUUGUGCAGUGCAGCCCUCUUAGCUUAAGCAUGGCUGCAUGGGUAUUGGCUCAUGGAAGGUGCACUGUAUCUUGUACUCUUUCAUGGUCAUCACAAGGGAACAAAACUGGGAACCGAUUAAAACUAUAAGAAACAGGUUCAAUUCGGCUCAGAACAUAUAACACACAAAUAAAGUAAAAUUUGGGGUUUCUUUCUCUAAUGAACUAGUUUGGCUCUUUUCGCAAGAUUAUAAGAAAAUAGUUAGUAUUUUUCUUUUUUGAAACACAAGAAAAUAGUUAGUAAUUAUUAGUUAUCAAAGACAGAAAAAUGUAGUAGUUGAGGAAUAUUUAGAGAAUUGACGAUCAAUUUAUAGUCCGUAUAAAAUGGAAAAGCUCAAUAUUUUGAAGAAAAAGAAAGUUGAAUAUCCAUAAUUUAUUCUGUUGAAAAUAAUAAAAAAAAAAAGAAAAUAUCCUUUUUUUUUUAAACAAAA
Molecule: messenger RNA, 4195 nt
Organism: Brassica rapa (field mustard)
Lineage: Eukaryota; Viridiplantae; Streptophyta; Magnoliopsida; Brassicales; Brassicaceae
Molecular function (GO): oxidoreductase activity; methyltransferase activity
Source: RefSeq, a predicted model, not a curated record